GGAUGCACAAAGGAGAAAGCAAAGAAGCAGGUGCGUCCGUGUUUGCCGUGAAGAACAAGAUGGAGGUCAAGGAGGUUGUGUGCUCCCACUGUGGCAAAGGAGGACAUGAGGUUGAGGCAUGCUACAAACUGAUCGGAUACCUAGAGGGAUGGAUUUUCUGCGAUCAGGCCGGAAGGGGAAGAGGGAACAAUCGCGGAAGAGGGAACACCCGCGGUCCAGGAAGAGGAGCGGGACAGUCGACCGCUGGUGCUGGAUGGUCAACCGUUACGGGCGGUCGAGGCGAAACACCCAAAGAGGAUGCAUUGAGAAACAACCCAACCAUUGAUUAUUUUGAAGGUGCUGAAGAACUAUCCACGGAGGACCAUCUGGACCGUUCCUUGAGGAACGACCGAUCGCUGGGAAAUGGAGACGUAGAAGAGCUACAGACGGUCGACCCUGUGGACCGUACUGAUGACCAUGGUCGACCAUCGGAGGGGCAGUAUGACGGGUCUUCAGGAGAUGAAUCAAUGGUCGACCGCGUCAUGGAGGACGGUCGACCGUCCCCGAGGCUGAAACUUGAUGAUCCAGCACAACUACAGACGGUCGACCCCGUGAACCGUUCCAUGGAUGGCGGUUGACCGUCCACUUCCCAGCCAGCAGUGGAGACCCUGGGGCGUAGUCAACGGGAAAGACGGCCAAAUGACUUGUAUUCCUUGUCUAAUUUGGAAUUAUCUUCUCCUAUAAAUAAAGGAGAAACCCCUUG
Cuscuta campestris is the source of this 742-nucleotide messenger RNA. NCBI's taxonomy places the organism in Eukaryota, Viridiplantae, Streptophyta, Magnoliopsida, Solanales, Convolvulaceae. The record is from the annotation of a GenBank genome assembly.